AUGAGAACAAGCAAUAUAAUAGUUUAAGAGGAACAAAAAUAAAAUUUUUUUGUUUCAUUAUAUAACUAAUUAAAGUCGCUAAUAAAAUGUGAAUGUUUCAAAUCGUAAGGGUAUUAAAUUUAAAUAGAUUGAUAACAUUAUCCUAUAAUUAAAAACCAAUUCAAAUUCCAAAAUAAUCUCUUUAACAUAUGGGUAGAAAGACAUUAGUGAUAGAUUUGGAUGAAACUUUGGUUCAUAGUUCUUUCAAUUAUAUUUCAGAUCCAGAUUUUAUUUUGAAGGUUUGAAUUAUGAUUAUUAAGAGAUUAAAGUAAUGAAUGCAAAUUAUACAAUUUAUGUUAGAAUAAGGCCUGGUGUUGAAGAAUUCCUAAUGAAAAUGGCAGAAUUUUAUGAAAUAUUCAUAUUUACUGCAAGUAUAUGCGAAGUAAUUAUAUAAAUAAAUUUGAGUAUGCAAAUCCAGUGAUAGAUAGAAUAGAUUCGAAGGAAGUUUGUGCUUUGAGAUUGUUUAGGCCAAACUGUUCAAUAUUAAAUGGAGUAUUUGUAAAAGAUCUAUAAAAAUUGUAAAGAUCAAUAAAUAACAUAAUAAUAAUUGAUAAUACUCAUACUUCUUUUUCUCUUUAACCUAAAAAUGCUAUUCAUAUAAAGAAUUAUUUUGAUGAUCCAAGUGAUACAGAAUUAUUAGAUCUAAUACCAUUUUUAUAAUUGAUUAGUACAUUUGAUGAUGUGAGACCUGUUGGUGAAUAUUGGAAACAGUAUGUAAGAUCAGAAAAGAUUAAAUAUACUAGAAAUGGAGAAUAAUAUAUAUAUGAUAGAAAUCGAAAUGAAUCUUAUGAGGUAAAAUUUAUAUAUAUGAUUAGGAAAUGGAUGCUAUAAAUUAAUCAAUUAAUUAAAUAAAAGAUAAUUAGACAUUGUUGGGAAAGUAACAAUUAAAAUUAUAAACAAAUUUCGCUAUUGAUUAUGAUGAAGUGAAUAAUUUAACAGAAAAUGAUGAAGAUAUUUAAUUUAGAAAUGAAUAAGGAAUUAAUUCUCCAAAUUUGAAUAAAUCACAUUUUAAUGAAAUAGAUUAGAAUGAUUAAAAUUUAUGA
Messenger RNA from Paramecium sonneborni, 1082 nucleotides. NCBI's taxonomy places the organism in Eukaryota, Ciliophora, Oligohymenophorea, Peniculida, Parameciidae. The record is from the annotation of a GenBank genome assembly.